AUGGCGAUCUCUGAAGACUUUACGAUGGCCUUGCCGUUUCAAGCUAUGAUGAACAACACGACUAGCUACGAAAACGUCAAGCAUCCCUACUACCCAUUGGAUGCCAACAUUGUCGGUUAUGUGGCCAACGACUCUACCGUGCUCUCCCUUUUCGGCUCCUUUAUUGCUGGCUGUGCUGCGAUCUUUGGUCUAACACUUCUGGCUGUGAAGAGAAUAAACCCAAGGUUGCCUGCCAGCGAACUCAUCACAGUCAUGUGGUUCGCUCUUUGUGGGUGUAUACACUUGUUCUUCGAAGGGUAUUUUGCAUACAACCAUGCAAACAUGGGCGGGCUGCAGACGUUCCUUGGACAGCUCUGGAAAGAGUAUGCGCUCUCAGAUUCAAGAUAUCUUACAGGAAACAUCUUCGUCUUCUGUGUUGAAGCCAUGACCGCUAUUCUUUGGGGCCCACUGAGCUUUGUAGUCGCUGUAAUGAUUGCGACCGAGAACCCGCUGAGGCAUCCACUGCAAGCAGCAGUGAGCCUUGGGCAGUGUUAUGGUGAUCUUUUGUAUUAUGCUACCAGCAUGGCCGAUCACUUUUACCUGGGUAUCGAGUAUUCAAGACCGGAAUCUUACUACUUCUGGGGAUACUAUUUCGGAGCGAACUUCUUCUGGAUCGUGAUACCUGCAGAUGUGCACGGACUUCGUCGAGCGGAAAACAUUAACACCAGUAAUUCAUGGACAUGGAGGCCGGGUUGGUCCAGUUCUCUCCACCUUCGCCGUUUCAACCCAUCUUCUCGCCGCGAGCAACCACACAUGAAAAAAGGCGACCGUGACACCGGCAAGCAGACCGGCCUCUACGACACUGAUAAGAUUCGCCAAAGGGUGCAAAGAUGGCAAGCUGACAGUGCUGGAGCAGUCGUUGCGAAAGAGGAUGAGAAUGUGGUAACCGUCGAGUACGAGCACGAUGCAGACGACACAAGACGCGCAAAAAGGCCAAACAAGAGCUCGCCGGAUAAAUCUCGAACCGAUGCAGACAAGAGGAGCAGUCAGUCAUCUCCAACCAAAUCGCCAAAGACCCCUAGAGAACCCGACCCAGAUCGACAAGCAUGGGUGCGCAAGAAAAACAUUCCCCGCAACGACUUGAAUCCAGAUGUCAAACAUGCUGGAGCACCCUUGAAGCGCGUGGUCAGUGAUGCUCACUGGCGCAAAGACCGCUCGCCUACAAAGACACCUGAGAAUCCACCAAAUAUCGAUCCAAAGCCAUACACGAUCAAGAGGACUACUGUAUACAAGAGUGAGGAGCCUUCAAAAUCGAAACAAGACGAUGACGGCAUCAGAGUCAGACCCAUGGCAGAAGACGACGGUAUACGCAUAACACCCAUAGAAGAGAGCUCAAGAGCGCAGUACAAACAGCGUACGUCCAAGAUCGAAGGUGGUCAACGCGGCAGCUCUGGAAGCUUGAGACAGCGUGCUUCAGAACAUAGGCUGGAAUCAACAAGCGCAGGGGAGCGCACACGAGAAAAAGACACGAGGAGCCCUAGGGAAGUGAGUCGCGACAAUUCAGAUCGGAGGCGUAGGCUACGUCGACGCCACGUUUCGCCAGCAGCCUCCGAGGCAGGAACGGAGAACAUAUCAAUCGCACAGACCCUGGAUCCAGAUGACAGUAUCAGUGCUCGGAAUGCUCAUGCCCGAAAGUCACGAGGAGCGCCUUCGACUGCACAAGAAACCAGAAAAGACCCGACGGCUGGACGUUCUAGAGUACCGGAAACCAAUGGUGUGUUGCCGUCAGAUGCAAUUCCUGCCGCAGCACCUGCGUACGGAAACCGAAUUGAGGCAUGGCUUGGAGGAACUCCCGAUCCUUUCGUUGCUGGUGAAGCUUUACAACAAGAAAAGGGGCAUAAAAGAAUCCCAGCCUCUAAAGAUCAACCUCAGCAACCAUUAAACGUAGACUCAGCGGGUCAACGGAUUGGCUCUACUCCAAAAGUCUACAAUAAUGCAGACAUUCCAAACGGCCACGUCAAGUCGCAACCUUCAACUGCGAGUCCGAAGUCAAAAGAGGCGCUACGAACCAUUCCCGAGUCUGUGCCUUCAACUUUCGACGACGAUACCUCCUCUUAUGCUACAUCCUCUGUACCAUCUGAUAUACAACUUCCCGAUGUGCAGACCAGCAAACAUGCGCCAGGAGCGAACCUCCGAAGGCGAUUUCCCACUACGGGAAAAAGACUAUCAACCAUCGCUUCGGCAGAAACACUACAAGAGUCUGUGGCCUCUUCUGAGAUUUCUGAGCAAGAGACGAUCGUGCCCGAACGCACAGGAUCUCAGGGUGGCGCCAGUGGGCUCAAGCGAAGGUUGACCCGUCAUGAGGACCUCAUAUCUGUGUUGUCAUUACCUAUGGCUGACGCUAAGAGCAUUGUUUCAGCACGCAGGAUCCAGACCAACCGGACGAGACUUGAGAAGGCGACCCUCCAAGAUCUUUGGGACGAGUUCACUGCGGACGAAAUCAAAUACCAACGAGAACUCCGCACUUUAGUGGAUGGGGUCAUUCCAGUACUGCUGUCAUGUGUACUUUCCAAGUCAGACUCGGCGAUCGCUGCUGGUCUGUUUGGACGUUCUGCUUCCGAUGAUGCGGCUGUCACCAAACCUAUCGUCGACAUGGGCGUUGCACUAGAACGCUUGAAAGCACACCAUCGCCGAGUUCCCAAGUGCGAUAACAGCGCACUAAUAUCAUGGGCUCAAGGAGCUACUCGAAUCUACCAUGAUUACCUGAAAGCAUGGAGGAUGGGUUUCCAGGAUGUCGUGGUGAACCUUGCACCCGCAGAUGCCGACACCAGUGCCAGAUGGGAUGACGGUUUGCUAAGGAAUGAGGACGGUGACUUGAUCAAUGGUGACGGAGAGAGAGUCGACGUAGCUUUCUUGCUCAAGAGACCCCUGGUCCGCCUGAAGUAUCUCGCCAAAACAUUCAAGGGCAUCAAUCACCUCGCUCCGUCAGCCACGGCAUGUGUUUUGGCCGACAAAUAUCAGGAGUUGGUCACCGAGGCUCGCAGAAGAUCUAACGAAGAACGGGCUCGGUUGGAGGACGAGGCUGCUGCGGCCAUCGACCCUACCCGUGCCAGAGAUCUUCGAAGUCUGGCUCUGCUCAAAGGAGUCAGUAUCGAUGCGACACGUUGUGUUCAUGCCAGAGACUACUUCGACAUGAACAUAAUCCAUUCCAGCGGGCAACAGUUGGAUUGCAGGAUUGAGCUUGUGAUCCGCGAUGAUUGUCCUGGUCGAGGAAAUGGGGGUGACAUUCUCGUCUGCGAGGUAUCGGACACAGGUCGCUGGUUGCUGUUUCCACCUCUCAGUAAAGAUUCUGUCUCCGCAAGAGCUGGCAACAGUCCAGGAGAUAUAGUCAUGAUGGCUCGGGGUCGACACGCUAACAAUAGAGAAUGGCAUGAGCUCCUGUCAUUGCGUGCUAGUGAUGAAUCUACUGGACCAGAGUGGGUAGAGAUGCUCGGACUCAGUCCCGUUCCACCAUCUCUGGCAAGACAAUCCAGCUUCCUCGCCAAAUCCCAGGCCCCAUCCCGCCGAGAUUCGCAAGAGGUCCCAUCGCCCGUCAGUCCUACAAGUCGAGGAGCUGAGUGGACUAGACAGAUCGAGAUUCCUAUCGGAGAAAGACCUAGCUCGUCUAGGAGCUGGGGUUCGGAACGUAGCGGGCAAGAGAAGCUCGUGGCGAACCUUGAGAGUGGUAGACAAUCCCUGCCGGAUAGCAGGUUGCUGCGGAAGUCUGUCCCAUUAACGCUCAAAGAAAUUCAGAAUGAUCUCGCUCUGCCCAGUCUGCCAUUGCAAGAGGCUAUCGGAACUACGUCGCGAACAGAAACGUCUCCAGGAGAUACGCCGGCACUUCGAAGAUCGAGGGCGACGCGUCAGAGAUCAUCACCGCCUAUGUCGCCUAGCUCAUCUCGCUCUUCUUUGCAGUUCUCUGGGGAGAAGGAAACGAGGGCUCGUCCAGAACGUCCUACUUAUCACAUGUCAAGGUCGGAAACUGGCACCACUCUGAGCUCAUACUCGAGUCAAUCCACACUGUCUCAGUCGAGAAAAGAAUAUAGUGUUUGGAUGCCUCCGUCCACGAUUGCAUCUGACGAGUCUGAAGAGGAAGAGGAUGGCAGCCACACGGACACGGCAAACAGGCCUCGCUCGCAGCCUCACCGAAGAGUAUCAUCAGUACCCGUGGCCGAGUGUGCUCAUGCUCCGAAGUCGCGACACAAGAGCGAGCCAAACUCACCAAUUCAUCCUCCUGAAUUCUUUGAUUAUCCAGAUCGGACUCGCCUUGGGGAAUCAGUAGAACCCUCAUCGGGCCCUGCUAAAUUGCAGAAGCGUCGGCCAAGUGUCAAGGGUGUCAGCUUCGAUGAUAUACUCGGCGACGCUUCCAGCAAAGACAAGGACUUGCCGCCCCCGAAGUCGAAAAGAUUCAGUAUACCAUCUUUCACGCCGAACUUCUUGAAGAGACAUCGCCGGUCCUCGUCCCCUCUCAAACAUGAAUACGAACCGUCCAUCACAAGCGAGUCUUCUACAGAGAGUGAGCUGUCCUACUCUGAAGAUGAUGACGAGUCCAUCACGUCUGGUUCCUCCGAAGACGCCGUCGAAGGGGCAGAAGUAAUGGUACCGCUCGAUCUGCCUCUUGUUGACAAAUUUGGAGAAGCCAACCCGCCGGCAUCGGUUGCUUCCCUACCUACCACUACACUUGGUCCGUCGAACUCUGCCUCUCAAGCCCCAUAUCGGACUGUUCCUUUGCAAGCGACAAAUGCUUCAAAAACUGUUGCGUCAAUAUACUCAUGGUCAGACCGAGGCGCAUGGGAGCUUCUGCACCCGAGUGAAUGCGUCGUUGUGAUCACACCGGGGCUUAUUGAAGCUUUUGACCUGCAUGAAGCCAUACCAGAUGGGAGCGAUGUGACAAGUCCUUCCGCCAGGGGUGUACAGCCUUUGAUAGCGUUCGAAGUCACUCCUCUUGUUCCCUUGCGUCGGGGCACAGCGCUUGACAUUUCCAUCAGAUCACCUCCCACGGCUAGCUCCUUGAUUCGUGCCAGUAACAACGUCAUGUUCCGCUCUCGAAGCGCUGAAGAGUGCGACAUGCUGUACUCAUUCAUUAAUACUGCUCGGAUCAACAACCCAACAUAUAUUGCACUGCAGAAUGCCAGAGGUCCAGUCACUGAAAGUACAUGGUCUGCAGCCAUGAACCAGAACAAUAAUCAGAGGUCCGUGAAUGGCUCUUGGUUCCACAAUCCGCUCCGCAGAAGUAACACGUACCGAUCCAAGACCUCUCGGGCACCCUCUGAGAUAACUGACUCUUCUGUCGGUACAACGAACUCCGCGUUCUCUGCGCUGCGCAGGUUCAAUGGCAAUAGCCGACUCUUCAACAUUGCUAAGAGUACUAUUACAUCUCGUCAAGGCAGUCGAAGUGGUACAAGCGAGUCACUCUCGUCUGGGGCUUCGACCCCACUCGUUUACGACUCAUCAUUAGGGACACCGCUUGGGAUUACAAAUGCCAAAAUUCGAUUGUACAUACGAGAGUCACAGAAUAAAUGGAGAGAUAUGGGUUCAGCACGACUGUCGAUAUUACUUCCUCCGCGGCCAUCCCCUGGAAUCCCUGCGAGCCCACGGACAAUUGGUCUGGAGAAACGUAUCCUGAUCAGUGGAAAGACUAGAGGUGAAACACUGCUGGACGUCACUCUGGGUGAGAGUUGCUUUGAAAGAGUCGCCAGAACAGGUAUUGCAGUCAGUGUCUGGGAAGAUAGAACCGGUCCAGUCACCUCAGGCGGAGUCCUUGCUUCAAAAGCAGACACCUACAUGAUUCAGCACAAGACAGAACGUGAAUGUGCAUACACCUUUGGUCUUGUGGGCAAGCUACGAUACUGA
Aureobasidium namibiae CBS 147.97 is the source of this 5871-nucleotide messenger RNA. RefSeq names its product EBP-domain-containing protein. Gene Ontology annotation, biological process: sterol biosynthetic process. The record is from RefSeq and is a predicted model, not a curated record. Gene Ontology annotation, molecular function: steroid Delta-isomerase activity; cholestenol delta-isomerase activity; C-8 sterol isomerase activity. The transcript is spliced from 8 exons. Lineage: Eukaryota; Fungi; Ascomycota; Dothideomycetes; Dothideales; Saccotheciaceae. Gene Ontology annotation, cellular component: membrane; endoplasmic reticulum. Bases 1 to 5871 code for a protein of 1956 amino acids.